AUGUCGAACGAGGUGGCUCAAUUGGCUCAGGCCAGAGCUCUGGCCAUGCACAAUAAACCAGGGACAAUGCUUCCGAAAGUUCUAGAGACUGCUAUGUCGCUGUAUCGAUCUACAACAAAUCCGUCCACUGAACUGGGCAAAAUCUGUGCUAGAUUGUUUAUGGACGUGUUGAAUCAUGACGAAGUUGUGUCCAGCGAGAAGCCAUUUAUUGCAUCUCAACACCUCUCAACACUGUGGCUAAUUUGCCGCAGCCAACAGGACCAUGCCACGCUGCGAGAUGGAAUUCUGGGCUUUAGCCGAUGCUACGAGUGGCUGUUUGAUCUAGUCGCAAAAACCUCGAAUAAAGAACUGUGGAAUACCAUGGACCAAUUCAAAAGCUUUAUUCUAUCUAAGUGGAAAACUCCAUACCCAUUUUCACCCACAGAAGACCCACUCAAGGAUCAUGCCAGAUCUUUGGGCGUUAAACUAGCCACCGUAAAAUCUAUUGCAACGCUGGUUAUAGCACACACACAGGGCCCCCCGGGUUCUGCCUUUGCUUCGCUGCCCGACUCUCACCCUGUGAUUACCUCCAAAGCCCAGCUACGAGUCGAAGCCAAGAAACUACUGGAUUGUCUACUGAGCUAUCUGUCUGAAGAGCCCAUGAUGGUUUCGAGCCUUUUCAUGGGUGUUCUUAAUUGCUUGGGGUUCAUUAUGAAGCAACGGCCGCAAGCUACAAGUCGUAUUUUGAGUGGUAUUUUGAGAUUCAACGUUGACAAUAAAUAUCAACAAGACGAUGAGCCUGUGUUACAGUAUCGUCUCGCUAAAAGAUUUGUAGAGCGCUGCUAUAAGGUUUUCGUUCAAUAUGGUCUCAAGGCACAGUUGAUCAAAAGUUCCGGUAGUACAUCUCAGUAUCAUGCCAAGCUUUCCAAAAUCUCUCAGACUUUGCAUGUUAUCGGCGAGGAAACCAAGUCUAAGGGCAUCAUGAACUUUGAGUCCAAACAAGUGGAGCGUAAAAUGCCGAGUCGCGAAAGAGCAAAAUAUAUUGCCUUCUUGAAGAGCUCGAGUCAGGCUGCCUCUCUUAAUACUGAACCCAAGCAGCCUCGCCUUUCCCCAGAUCUUCAACUACUUCAUGCGUUGCAAAAGUACACAAUGACUAAAAGUUCAACUGCCGGAUUUUUCAACACAUCUCCUGUCGCGAUUGAUAACACAUAUGCGUCCGCAUAUUCUCUUAUGAACAGCAAGCACUCAGAGAUAGAUAUUUCCAAGCUAUCUCCAGGUGUAAUGGCAAAACUUUGUGCAGAAUCACUGUAUCAGUGUGACACGAAAAAGAUUAUAACAGGACUGUCUAUAGUUGCAUCUCGCUACACCGAUCUUAUGAACAAAGCUUCACAUUCAGAAUUUCCCGGCAAACGUCCUCUCGAGAAUGGUAACGAUGAAUCACAGCCAGCUAAGAGACAAGAGGUGGCGAAAGUGCCUGAAGAAGAGGAAAUUUCAGAAGACGAGGAUAAGCAAGAGUUUACCUUGGGUCCGCCCGAACCGAUGUCUAAGGAGGAGAAAAAAGAGCAUUUUGCAAGGAUCCUGGCUCACAUAAUCAAUGUUAGGAACGCAGAAGAGGAAGAAGACACCAAGGAGGAAGCGCCUGAUAACUUGUUGCACAAAGUAAGGCUCAUGAAAUGGAACAGCAAAACGUCCUGGUUGACUUUGCUGACAAGAUUAGCAACACGAGGAGUGAAUCAUAACAAUGAAAUGAGUAAUACCGCUAGACUUGCAAUUUAUGAAUAUUUUCUUGACGAUUUUGGAAAUCGCGUGGAUGUUGUCAUCGAGUGGCUAAGUGAGGAGUGGUAUUUUGAGACUUUGCAAAAUGAUUCCGGCGUGAAAGAGACACCAGUUUACGAUGAAUGGUCGCUAAAGGUCUUGGACGCUCUGAUACCCGUGCUUGAACCUUCACAUAGACGCUUGUUUAUUAGAUUAGUGAGUGAGUUACCGCGCUUGACUCAGCUGCACAUUGAUAAGAUCAAGUCUGUCUGCUUAGACCCGCUACGAAGCUCUUUAGGGUUCCAGUCACUCCGGUUCAUGAUAAUGUUUAGGCCUCCUGUAAAACCUUUUAUCGAGAAGCUAUUGAUUAGCAUGAGAGAACAGGACGAAUCGGUCAAGGAACAAUGUGAGUCGAUUUUGAAGAAGUUUUACUAA
Molecule: messenger RNA, 2169 nt
Organism: Lachancea meyersii CBS 8951
Lineage: Eukaryota; Fungi; Ascomycota; Saccharomycetes; Saccharomycetales; Saccharomycetaceae
Source: the annotation of a GenBank genome assembly